AUGAGUUUCCUCCAGCAGCUACAGACUAAACGCAAGGCUUUGAAAGCCACUGCCACCACUGUAACCACAGCAAGUGGCAAACGUUUUAUCGAAGCAAACGCAGCUACCUCAACACCCAUCCAACAACUACCAGAACAGUGUUAUGGUUUUGUAGUUGAUACUAAACCAGAUACUACACCAGCAUGUAUUCUAAGCGAUUUCCUCUACUUGGGCUCACAAGAUGCUGUAAAUAGUGAAAAUAUAAAUACAUAUAAGUUAACACAUAUUUUAAGCGUUGGCAUUGAGACACCACCCUUAGUUGGUGGGAAAGUGUAUACCAAGUUUUUGCCAUGUCUCGAUCUGCCCGAAACGAUACUUUCAGAGCGUGUUAUCCCAGCGGCGAACCAAUUCAUUAAGGACGCGGCAUUGUCUCGCGGUCGUGUGUUAGUGCAUUGUAAUGCUGGUGUUUCGCGCGCGGCUAGCAUUGUUAUUGCUUAUUUAAUAUUAGUGCGUGGUAUGCACUUUGACGUUGCCUAUCCGUUAGUAAAGUCAAAACGCGAAUGCAUACAACCAAAUGUAGGAUUUAUUAAGCAGUUAAAACAACUUAAAUUAGACGAAGCGUAGUUCUAUGUAAGUAAUUUUACCUUAUAACAGUAGUGUAGUAGUAGUUUAGUAAGUAGCUUUGUAGACGUAUUUAGAAUAUAAUUAAGUUGCAAGUUGUUGUAAUUAUUUAAGGAAUUUUGCAUACUUCAAAAGUUAAAUAUACUGAGUCUGUUGCGUGUUGCUCCAAAGUGUGUACACUGCACGAGCAUUUUCAAUUUUCAGCGAGACCAAUUUAAAAUCUGUUUGAAAUAUAUUAAUUCAGUACAGUUA
Bactrocera latifrons is the source of this 852-nucleotide messenger RNA. It is a transcript of the gene Mkp, whose product is annotated as dual specificity protein phosphatase 19. Gene Ontology annotation, biological process: regulation of MAP kinase activity; protein dephosphorylation. The transcript has a single exon. NCBI's taxonomy places the organism in Eukaryota, Metazoa, Arthropoda, Insecta, Diptera, Tephritidae. The coding region runs from base 1 to 603 and encodes 200 amino acids. Gene Ontology annotation, molecular function: JUN kinase phosphatase activity. The record is from RefSeq and is a predicted model, not a curated record. Gene Ontology annotation, cellular component: cytoplasm.